UUUUUAGAAGCUAAACCAGAGGAAGGAGGAGAGGAGAGUGGAAGUGCAGAGGAAACCACCCCGCCUCCUCCUGCUGCAGGAGCAACGACGCCACCAGCGGGAGGUGCUCCUCCUCCUCCCCCUGCUGCAGGGGCCCCCCCUCCACCAAAUCCCCUUGUUGACGGAGUUGUGAGUAUUUUCGCUUAUCCUUUCUUAGGUUUAAUUUCAUAGACUCUUAAUACAUAGAGGAGAUAUUUGUACCUCUCACAGUUAGUCAUUGGGAGGCCAAUUAUUAUCCUGAUCCAAGCACACUUCAGAUAACUUCUUGUGAGUUUUUAAGGGUAUGUUGUCUUUACUUUUUAAGACAAGGAUAGCAUUCACUUUAGUCACCCAAGGAUAAUAUCAUUUUCAUUCGCGCUGUUUUCAGUAUUAAGUUACUCGUUCUUUUCUGUCUCUACUACACUUUUUUUUUUAGAGGUUAAGUCGGCGGAAAAAGGGGCUGUCUUACAAUUAAUGUUUUUGUGUUUCUUCUUCUCUCUAAAGAAAGAAAAGAAAUGAAGUUUCUCAAUUCUAUUGUUGCCGAAAAGAUGAAUUACAUGCUGUUUCAAUUCGUAGAAUAAAGCCUGUGCUGACUUCCAAGCCUGUGCUGCACAAGGCGACCCCUCGGUGUGCCUCGGGCAGAUGGUAGCUGCUUUAACGGCGUUGAUGAGUGGAGGCGGAGCAGCCGGAGCAGGUGGAGCUCCUUGCCAAGGUGGAGCAGUUACACCAGUACCAGCACCCGCGCCGUGCCCUAUACCGGCACCUUUCCCUGCGCCUUAUCCGGCACCUUACCCUGCGCCUUAUCCGUCACCUUAUCCGGAGCAGGUCAUCGUGCAGCCGUCCUCAUGUGGCGGCACUUAUCCGUGCAAGGACAAACCAUCCAAGGGAAAGAAGAAACACGACAAGAAACACCAAGACAAGAAACAAAAUAAGGAGGAGGAGGAGCACGAGACACGCGGACUACGUUUUUAA
Molecule: messenger RNA, 990 nt
Organism: Pocillopora meandrina
Lineage: Eukaryota; Metazoa; Cnidaria; Anthozoa; Scleractinia; Pocilloporidae
Source: the annotation of a GenBank genome assembly